AUGUAUCGUUCCAGUGGAGAGUUGCGCAAGUAUGCGCGGUGCGUAUUUGCGCUCUACUGCGUGGAUGAGGCUCUCUCCAUAGCCCGCUUCCGGCUCGCCUGGUACGUGCUUUGGGGAAAGUGGCCUGAUGAGCGCGUCGUGCGCCUGCUGUUUAAGGAAACGGAGGCGAGUGCUGACGGGAGUGAGAGGACUCGUGGGGAGGAGACUGUGACUGGAGAAAGUGUCACUCCUAAAGCGGUGGAGCACGACUGCCAUCUUGUUGGCGAUUCUUUGGCGCCCUCCGCUUCUUCCUCGGCCCUGCCUAGACGAAUUUAUGAGGAGGAAUUUAUACGCUUUGCCGUCACCUACCACGACACCAUGGGAGCCGACGCGGUAGAGUUUGGUGGCGCGGAGGACACUGACGAAGCCGUGGUAGACGUCCAGCGUCCCCCGUCUAGUGUUGUGCGGGGCCGCCAGUGGGUGCAGUUCCAGUCCCUCGCCGGGUCGAAGGGGUACGUGACGCUUGACGACCUUGUCGCCACGGAGGGCGCGGAGUGGCUUCAUCGGCCCAUGAGUGGAGGAUCAAAGGGCGGUGCUCCGGCGAAGCGUGCGGGACCCGAUGCAUUGGCUCCGCCGCAGGGUGAUGGUGAGGGACGAUUGGCGGUGAUGUCGCAUGUUUUUGCCAUUAUCGAUAGGGAUCGAGAUGGGAAAGUUGUCUUUGACGACGUGGUGCGCCAUCUUGGCACGACAGCGUGA
Messenger RNA from Trypanosoma conorhini, 735 nucleotides. RefSeq lists its product as uncharacterized. Gene Ontology annotation, molecular function: calcium ion binding. Bases 1 to 735 code for a protein of 244 amino acids. The record is from RefSeq and is a predicted model, not a curated record. NCBI's taxonomy places the organism in Eukaryota, Euglenozoa, Kinetoplastea, Trypanosomatida, Trypanosomatidae. The transcript has a single exon.